AGUUGUGCGAUUCCGAGUGCUCUCGAGGCGGACGCACGCUCGAGGCGCGUUCCGAAUAAAAGAAGAAUUUUUGCCCCACAUUGGUGCCCGUUUGGUUUUUCACUUGCAUUUCUCUGCUGCUGCUACUCCUGCCCAGUACCGUUCGUCAUCCUUUCCCUCUCGCUCUACAUCUAGGUCGGACGUUUGACAGCUUCGGUGCGAAGCGCUGCUUUUGACAGCAGUAGCAGAAGGAGGGAGUGUGUGUGUUGGAGAAGAAGAAAUAGUAGCGGUCGGUUGUUCGGUCCGGUGUGUGCGGGGUGUGAUAGUGGAAGCGAAGACAGCGGCGGUGGUGCUGUGGCGAAUGGGUGAAAGACCGUUUGCACGGAAUCGAAGUCAGAUAGUGGUGAGACAACUUGCUGCGAGUAACAGAGCGUGAGCGAUACGCGUGAGAGUGAGAAAGCAAACGAGAAGGCAAAAGUGGUGCUUAGCGGAUCGGCGAAGGUACACAGGCAAGAAAGAAAAGAGCACACAGCUCUCGUGAACGGGAACGAUUGACCAACCUGUCGUCGUCCCGUUGUCCAUCCACCCUCCCUCACCUCACCGCACCGACCUCUGCCGUUCCGCGGAGGGGUCGUGUCUGGCGGGACGGUGUGAGUUAGUGUGUACGUGUGCGGCGCGAGUAAACUGUGACGUGCGUGUCACGGACGCGUCGUUGUUGCUCUGUUUGGGGCUGCACGGUUUCGCUUUCUCUCGCUCGCUCAAUCUCGCCCCCCCCCUCUCUUCCAAACGCUCGCGGUACUGCUGCUGCUUCCAAAGGUGGAUGCGAUUAAAGGGACCACUGCAUCUGCAACCCGUACUUCCGUCCGCCGUACGUUGGUGGCGGAGUGAUUUGUGAUUGUUGCCACCGCCAAGCGUGCACGGCACCCGGUACUGCUACGGAUGGACGCGGGCGUGAAACCCUUCGAGGGUAAGCUCUUCAUCCAGACGAUCGACAUUCGGGAUGAGAAUGAGGAAAAGUAUAUGCGGGCGUACCGCAGCUUCGAGGAGAUUACGGCCGGGCUGAGUGAUAAAGACUUCCACGAUCUGUUGUCGGCGCUGGUCAGCAAGGAGAAGCAGCAUGAGGAGAUUUCGCUCGCCCUGGUGUACAUCAUACUGACCGAUCCGAUCGCGGCCCCCAAAACGUACCGUGAUCUGACGCUGCUGACGCGCGAUGGGCUCGGUUUCGUCACCAACAAUCUGGCCAUGCUGGUGGCCGAAAAGUACCAGAAGCUGACCGACAUCGGGCGCAAGCAGUUGCUCUGGUUACUGCGCGAACUGAUCAAGAACCAGGUGUUGAACGUGGACAACUUAGCGUGGAACAUUUUGCGCCAAGCGAGCGGUGGCGACAUCAGCCCGAAGAACAUCGCCCUUAUCGAGGGCCUGCUGGAGAUAUUCAUCGAGCAUCGGACAUGGCUGGAGAAGGACCAGUUUCUGGUCGGUACGGUAGCGUACACGUUCGUGCGGCUAAUCGAGGAUCACUGCGGGCCACAGUUUGUACAUCUGCGCAGCCGGGAAGUGAAGUUUGUGAUCGGGCUGAUAAGGGAUCGCUUCAACGAUAUCAUCCCGCUCGGGCGCGAGUUUGUGCGGCUGCUGCAGAACAUCGGGCGAAUACCGGAGUUCGAUCAGCUGUGGAAGGACAUGCUGUACAACCCGAAAUCGCUCUGCCCUACUUUUGCCGGCGUGUGGCAGCUGCUGCAAACGCGCACAAGCCGACGGUUUCUACGCGGUCGACUGACGCCGGAGAUCGAGCGCAAGAUACACUUUCUCACGAGCAACGUCAAGUUCGGCAAUCAAAAGCGGUACCAGGAUUGGUUCCAGGAGAAGUACUUCAACACACCGGAAUCGCAGAGCCUCCGGUGCGACCUGAUACGGUUCAUCAUCAGUGCGAUUCAUCCGACGAAUGAUAUGCUCUGCUCGGACAUCAUUCCGCGUUGGGCCAUCAUCGGGUGGUUGCUGACGUCCUGCACUAACGGCGUAACGUUGGCAAAUGCGAAACUGGCCCUCUUCUACGACUGGCUGUUCUUUGACCCGAUGAAGGACAACAUCAUGAACGUGGAGCCGGGUAUUCUGGUGAUGUACCACUCGAUCAAAAACCACCCGCUCGUUAGCUGCACACUGCUGGACUUUCUCUGUCGCAUCAUGAAAAACUUCUACCCCAAGUGGGAAGAUCGUAUACGGACCGGGAUCUACAAUUCGCUGCGAAAGAUUCUCGACAUGAAGGUGAUCCCCAACUUGGUCCCGCUGUUCGAAUCACCGAAGCUCGAUCGCGAGCUGAAGGCGAUGCUGCGGGAAAACUUCCGCGAGUUUUGCGUGCCACCAAACAGUAUGUACCCCGGGCAAGGGUUACAGGUUCCCCCGAUGCCGAUGGAUGCGGCACCGAUGGCACCGAUGAUGAUGAUGCACUAUCCUCCCGGAGGAAUUGGGAUGGACGGGAUGGUGGAGCAUGCCGCUCACCUUAGUCAUCCACCGCACACACUUCACCCGGGCCAGACAGACGUCACGUUGCUAAAUCGGAUGGAUCCCUCCAGGAAAGCGCACGACAGUGGAGGACCCGGUGGGUUGGGUAGAGGGGGCCCCCCUGGGAUGAUGGGCAUGAUGCCACCAGGGACCGGACUUGGGCUUGGACUGCUUGCACAAGGUGCAGGUGUCGCUAGAGGUGGUGGUGGAGGAGGAGGACAAGGAGCGACCACAGCAGGAAUGCCAGGUUUCGUGAAGCCAGAACAGGGCGACAGUGGCACGGCCGACGAGCCGAAAUUCAGCGACGACGAAGAGGACACGGACGGACAGAAACCAACGGCAACGACGUCAAAAUUGACCGAGGACGUCUCGGAUGACGACGAUCUGCCGCUGGCGAAGGUACGACUGCUAGAGAAGCCGGCGAUAGCGAAGGUGGCCCUGCCGGACGCACUGAGUGCGCACUUGGACGAGUUUUUGCGGGAAAAGAGCGCCAAAUCGUUCGAGCCGGUCCUGCAAGCGCUGGGCAGUUGCGGGAAGUCCGCGCUCAACCAGGAGCAGGAAAACUACCUCACGGAGAGUGUGAUAUCGGUGAUCAAGCAGACACUGCCGGAUAGGAGCUACUUUCCCGAGUCGAAGACGGACGAGAUCCUGACGGCGAGCAUCAACUAUCCGCUGUUCGCGGCCUACCGCCUUUUGUACCAGCAGGAGGAAUCGUGCAAGAAGCGUGUCAUGGCGCUGCUGGUGGCGAUCGUCAGCCGGAUCAAUGUGGCCGGCUAUAUGCUGCUUUACUUCCUCAAGGUCCAUGGCAAGCUGCAGUGUCGGCGGAAAGAAAGUUCCGGCUCGGGUAGUACUGCCUUCAAGGCGUCCGUCUACACCGUGCUCUGUGAGGCACUCGAUGAGCCCGAUUCGGUGGACGAGUGCAUCGAGAAGGACCUGAAUCUGCUGGAGAAACACAACACGCAGAUGUUCCUCUGGAUCCUGCCGGACAUGUACCGGGAGUUCAAGCAGUCAAUGCUGAACAACGAGACCGUGCUGCGGCUGCUGGUGGGUUGCAUCGACGCGACCAAUCUUCGCGACAUCAUCUACAGCAUCACGCAGGGCAAACUGAUCAUCUUCGACGAGGACGGCAUCGGGGACAUCCUGCGGAAGAGCCUCGAGUAUGAAACGUUCGAGCAGGUGUGCAUCUGGCAGCUGGUACAAGCGCACGACAUCACGCUGGAGACGUUCCAGGAGAUGAUCCCGGAGCUGGAGUCGGGUUCGCACGCGGAAGCACUGACCGCGAUCCUCCUGUUGCUGCGCAGCGAAAAGCCCACCACCGAGCUCGUCCGGCUGCUGCUCAGUCGCGAGGAGACGAAGCAUCGGGGCGACCCGUUCGUGACCUCGGUCCUGCGCUACUGGUGCCAGGAGUUCGAGGAGAAGCUCUCGGAACUGAUAGCGGCCCUGCUCACCUCGAAGUACCCCUCCAAUUCGCCGAACAAGCGCAAACGGCCCUCGAAAAGCGCCCAGCAAAACACGGCCCCCACAUCCGAGCACCUGCUGAACCACCUAGAGCACUUCCGGCGCAGCUGCCGGCACGGCAACGGCACCGGGACGGGGCUGUUCGUGCAGAACGACAUGCAGCGCGCCCUCCAGCAAGCAUUCGCACACAGUUCCGAGAGCCAGCGGAAGCAGUUCAGUGAUCUGUUUGCCCUCGCGGCGGAAGACGAAACGUCCACCACCGUGGGCCGGCGGGGUACGAGUAGUCGCGGCCGGAAAGCGCCGUCGAACAAGAAGGAAACGGCCGCGGAGAAGGCGGCUGCAGCGGCGGCGGCCGCCCAUGCCAACAACAGUAAAAAAGCGGCCGAGGCCGCCUCCAACUACUACAGUGACGACUCGAGCGACGAAGACUGGUCCAAGCAGAAAGCUUCGAAGCGAAGGAAAACGCUUAGCGAUUCCGAUUGACACCGUUCGUUGGUUUUUUUUCUGGCAUCGGCCACUACCACCGGAGCAGGAGCCUUCGGUAUUGUACAGUUUGCUGUGGCCAUUGCCAAUGCCAUGUGUAUCCAUCGGAUGGCCGUACAAAUGGCGGCAGAGAGGAGCGGCGGCGGGGAACUGCGUUGCUGGAUUGUGUUCGGCCGGAAGGAAGCACUGAGAUCAAUAGUUUUGUUCUAAGCAAAGUUAAACAUGAGUUUCGCAGCUAUUUGAGCCACUUGGGUGGGUUCCGCUUCCCAUUACACUCGCAAUCCCGGUCAUUGGUCAUUCGUUUAUUCGCGUAACGUUUGCUUGACUUACGCCUAGAGAGGACUGUUGUUGAACGAAGUUUUUUUUUGUUCUUUCCACGCCGUACCCUUCAUUUCUGUUUGAUAUGUUUUAAUUUUGCGAAACUGCUUGUUAGUUUCUUUUUGGCCGAAAAUCGCCGUUUUUCGAUGGCGCGAGGGGUAAACGAAAAAAAUAAAAACUGUAGAAAGUAUCGUUAUAGGCAAUUAUCGGUAACCGUGUCACGUUGGACCACCAUGGGGCAAGGGGGGGAAGUAGUGUUUAAGAAAGGGGAAAAGCUUUCACGUGAUGUGUUUGGGUACGGACGAAAACGGCUUAGAAUAUUUGUUUCAAUUAGUUUCAAUUUGUUUUGAAAAGGAAACCACUCGAACGUCGCUGCAAGGAGAACAUUGAAAUAUAAGGACAGUAGUCGGUAGCAAGCGAAAAAAUCGGCCGACGCAACAGGGACACAACGCGUGGCGCAACCGUGAUCGAGUAGAUGAGAGCCGGAUUUCAUCCUAAGCCAUCAUCACGCGGCAACUAAUAGUAAUAGCGCGCGAACUCAUUUUAAUUCACCUGCACGAGGAUGAAAGCCGUGUUCACUCUUAAGCCGCCGUGUAAUCAAAAUCGUACAUUUUUGUGUUGUUUUAUUGGAGUUGCUGUGGAAGCAUAUCCUAGACCAAGCGAGCCGGGAAUUGGAUGGCCGCUAUGAAAUGGGAUAUGAAUAGGGGAAGGGAAAUCCGUGUAUCCAAAAGUAUGCAGAUCUUAGGAAGAAUAAGGGAAGCACAGAUACAAAAGAAUAUACACACUUAGAAAUUGCGUCAAAUAUGUAAUAGUAUUUCUAAAAAAAAUGUUUAUAGAUUAAAUAAAGCGAACAUUGAU
This is a messenger RNA of Anopheles coustani, 5592 nucleotides long. It is a transcript of the gene IntS3, whose product is annotated as integrator complex subunit 3 homolog. Gene Ontology annotation, cellular component: cytoplasm. The coding region runs from base 919 to 4416 and encodes 1165 amino acids. NCBI's taxonomy places the organism in Eukaryota, Metazoa, Arthropoda, Insecta, Diptera, Culicidae. The transcript has 2 exons. The record is from RefSeq and is a predicted model, not a curated record.